CACUCCUGUAUGGUGGAUAUUCUACCCCAUCCUUCUUUCUUGGGUGAUAUGGGGGAUCAUUCAAAAAAGAAGUCUGGAAUCGCCAUGUGUGUCGGCUGUGGAAGUCAGAUCCAUGAUCAGUACAUCCUGCGAGUGUCCCCGGACCUGGAGUGGCACGCAGCCUGUCUGAAGUGCGCAGAAUGCAGUCAGUACCUGGACGAGACGUGCACUUGCUUCGUCCGAGACGGCAAGACUUAUUGCAAGAGAGAUUACGUACGAUUCGCAGAACCUGUGCCACUUCGACAGCCAGCUCACCGGAACCACGUUCAUAAGCAGUCUGAGAAGACCACGCGUAUUCGGACAGUAUUAAAUGAAAAGCAGCUCCACACUCUCCGGACGUGUUAUAACGCAAACCCGCGUCCGGACGCGCUAAUGAAAGAACAGCUCGUGGAAAUGACCGGCCUGAGCCCACGCGUUAUACGAGUGUGGUUUCAAAACAAACGCUGCAAAGACAAGAAGAGAUCCAUUCUGAUGAAACAGCUACAGCAACAGCAACACAGCGACAAAACGAAUCUUCAGGGUCUCACGGGAACGCCUCUGGUGGCAGGCAGCCCGAUUAGACAUGACACCACAGUCCAGGGAAAUCCUGUGGAAGUUCAAACCUAUCAGCCUCCGUGGAAAGCCUUAAGCGAAUUUGCCUUACAGAGUGACCUGGACCAGCCUGCUUUCCAACAGCUGGUGUCAUUUUCCGAGUCGGGUUCGCUGGGUAACUCGUCUGGUAGUGAUGUGACCUCUCUGUCAUCGCAGUUACCCGACACCCCCAACAGCAUGGUGCCCAGUCCCGUGGAGACGUGAGAGCCCACCGGAGACUCCUGCCCCAGCAUGCCCUCACCCGCCCUGCAUGAAAACCCAUCACCUCACCGCCUCAAACGGAAAAAGGGAUUAACCGAGAUGGAUUUAAACAGUUUGCCAAACGGAGGAGCCUGUCCAAGCGACUUUGGGGUUUCCAGACGUGUUACAAAACUGUUUUGAAAGCAUUUGGACAGUAUCGAGGACGUCCAGCGGAAUAUGAACACGUUAUUUUGGUUUUGAUUAUGGACCACUGUCAUCCUUACGAAACAACAGUCUUAACAGUGUUUAUUCAAGACCAUCAUUGUGUAGCUUUAUCAACAAGUGGUAUUUUCCUUGCAAGAC
Molecule: messenger RNA, 1173 nt
Organism: Sinocyclocheilus grahami
Lineage: Eukaryota; Metazoa; Chordata; Actinopteri; Cypriniformes; Cyprinidae
Product: insulin gene enhancer protein isl-2a-like
Exons: 5
Coding region: 10-834 (274 amino acids)
Biological process (GO): neuron fate specification; axonogenesis; positive regulation of transcription by RNA polymerase II
Cellular component (GO): nucleus
Molecular function (GO): DNA-binding transcription factor activity, RNA polymerase II-specific; cis-regulatory region sequence-specific DNA binding
Source: RefSeq, a predicted model, not a curated record